Molecule: messenger RNA, 1845 nt
Organism: Sardina pilchardus (European sardine)
Lineage: Eukaryota; Metazoa; Chordata; Actinopteri; Clupeiformes; Clupeidae
Exons: 14
Coding region: 109-1425 (438 amino acids)
Biological process (GO): carbohydrate metabolic process
Molecular function (GO): xylose isomerase activity
Source: RefSeq, a predicted model, not a curated record
CUAGGCUACCUCUGUAAUGCGUCCUUAGGAGACAUCUGCUGGUCACGUUCAGUAGCCUAUGCAACGGAAACGAUUUCUCUAAGGAAAACUACUGAAAACGUUAUUGCAAUGUCUACCGAGUAUUUUCGAGAUAUUUCAAAGAUAUCCUAUUCGCAAAGUGCUGGUGCCAAGGACGUGUUGUGCUUUAAGCACUACAAUGCCGGGGAAGUGUUGCAUGGAAGAACUAUGGAGGACUGGCUAAGAUUCUCCGUAUGCUACUGGCAUUCCUUCUGUGGAACUGGUGCUGAUCCUUUCGGAUUCCCCACGCUCCAUCGACCUUGGAAUGAGGGAGGCAGCCCAAUGGAAAUGGCAAAGAAAAGACUCCAUGCUGCCUUUGAGUUCUUCACCAAACUUGGCGUGAAGUAUUACACGUUCCAUGACAGGGACAUGGCCCCAGAGGGGUCCACCCUGGAGGAGUCCAACCGUAACCUGGACGAGAUGACCGACCUGGCCCUGGUACUCCAGAAGCAGACUGGGGUCAAAGUGCUGUGGGUCACCUGCAACCUGUUUGCCCAUCCCAGAUACAUGAACGGUGCCUCCACAAAUCCAGACAGCCAUGUGCUGGCCUACGCUGGGGCUCAGGUGAAGAAAGGACUGGAUGUGGCCAAGAAAUUAGGCGCUGAAAACUUUGUGUUCUGGGGAGGCAGAGAAGGCUUCCUGUCAAUAUACAACACUGACGUGGCUGCUGAGUUGAAACAUAUGGCAAACUUUUUCAAAAUGGCAGUUGCGUACAAGGAAAAGAUUGGCCUGAAGUGCCAGUUCCUCAUUGAGCCAAAGCCGAAGGAGCCAUGCAAGCACCAGUAUGAUUACGACGCUAUGAGUGUUAUCGGCUUCCUGAAACAUUAUGGCCUGGAUCAGCAUUUCAAGCUCAACAUCGAACCUAACCACACCACUCUGGCUGGCCAUUCCUAUGAACACGACAUUGUCAUGGCCUCUGUGUUUGGGAUGCUGGGGUCAGUGGACUCCAACACAGGGUCGCCUGAUCUCGGCUGGGACACUGACCAGUUCCCCAUGGACAUCAGGAACACCACCAUAGUGAUGAAGACUGUGAUUGAACAGGGUGGUCUGCAGCCAGGGGGCUUGAACUUUGAUGCCAAAGUUCGGCGCGAGUCCACUGACCUGGAGGACCUCUUCAUAGCCCAUAUUGCAGCCAUGGAUGCUUUUGCAAGAGGCUUACGAAACGCUGUUCGGAUCAUUGAAGAAGGAGUUAUUGAUGGCAUGCUCAAGGAGCGUUACCUGAGUUUCAAGGAGGGGAUUGGACAGAAAGUGGAGGAGGGCGUGGCCUCACUGGAGGAUCUUGAGGAAUUCAUUAAGCAAAAUGGAGAACCAAAGGUCACAUCAGGAAAGCAGGAGAAAUGUGAAUCUGUUUUUAACCAUUACCUGUGAUUAAAUGUAGCCUGGUCCUGAAUGAGGAAUUACAUUUCUUCCAAUCUGGGUCAAAUUCAGUUGAUUGUAGCCUAUUUGUAGUUGUGCUUUGUGGCAGUCGUGCUUUAGACUUUGAACUAGUUUCAUGAUGUUGUCUAGUCUGUUUAUGUAUGCUAUUACCCUACUUAAAUCUCAGACUGCAGACAGCAGGAUUUCACAAAAUGGCUAGAGAAAUCAUGUUUUGAAAAGAAAAUGUAGCCAUUCCUUUGUUAGUCUGUAUGAUUAUUUCAUUGAAGAAUGACUCACUGAUUCCUGAAGACACUGCUUUGCAACUGACUAAUGUUAGAAGAACGAUUCAAUUAAAUCUGCACACAUCCUCUUUACCCCCCCCCCCCCCCCCCCAUACUCACAUAUGAAUGAAAUAAAAACUAAAACUGUAAA